GCUCUUUUAUCGAUCUCGCAAAAUAUUCAAUGAAUUCUUUGCAAGAUUCUUUCGAAUACUUAAUAUAAUUCCAUUUAUUUAAACCAACCAACCUAAGUCAUUAACUUCUAUACAUCCACGAUUAUUUAAUUGCAUUGUAUAUAUUUUUCAGCGCUGUUUCUAUACUUUUUAUUCAACAUGACACAGUUACUAGGAAUUACUGAUUAUGUAGUGAUAGUUUUUAUGUUGGUCAUAUCUGCUUUGAUCGGUUUGUAUUUUCGAUUUUCCGGGGAUCGCCAGAAAACAACAAAUGAAUUUUUAAUGGGCAACAAGAAAAUGCAUAUAAUUCCAGUAGCUGUAUCCCUUAUUGCCACUAGUUUGUCUUCUAUCUCUGUAUUAGGCAUGCCAGCAGAGCUGUAUUUGUAUGGUACACAGUACUUUCUCAGCGCUUUGGGUAUUCCAAUUGGGGGACUAGUGGCUGCCUAUGGAUUCUUACCCAUUUUUUAUGAAAUGCAAGUAUCCACAUCUUAUGAGUAUUUAGAAAGAAGAUUUGGCCAAACAACUAGAACACUCGCUGCCAUCCUUUAUACUUUCCAAAUGAUACUUUAUAUGGGCGUAGUGCUGUAUGCUCCAGCAUUAGCACUGAAUGCUGUUACAGGUUUAUCAACUUGGGCUUCAAUUUUCUCACUUGCAGGGAUUUGUAUGAUUUAUAGUUCACAGGGAGGACUGAAAGCAGUGAUGUGGACAGUAGUAUUUCAGUCUAGUCUUAUGUAUUUGGCGAUGGUUGCUGUUGUAGUUAAGAUAUCGAUGAUGUUAGGCUUCACAGAAAUCUUCAAUAUUACUAAUGAAGGAGGGCGAUUCAUGUUCUUUAAUUUUUCCGGAGAUCUUACAGAACGUUACACAUUUUGGAACGGUCUUGCAAACGGCAGUCUGUUUUGGUUGUUUAUGUAUGGAACGAAUCAGUCACAAAUACAGCGAUUUUUAAGUGUUGGAAAUUUAAAAAAGGCUCAACAAGCAUUGCUUCUGAGCAUUCCUCUGGUGGUGUUUUUCUUCUUCUUCAUGUUCUGGGAUGGAAUUUCUCUCUAUGCCUUGUUCCAUGAUUGCGAUCCAAUGAAGGAUGAAAACGUAAAACUGAAAUCCGCUGACCAAUUGAUGCCUUAUGGUAUUCUGUACAUAUUUGGUAACAUACCAGGCCUCACAGGUUUAUGUAUUGCUGGGGUGUUCAGUGCUUCACUUGGAUCUCUUUCUUCAGCUGUCAAUGCCUUAGCUAACAUUACAGUAGAAGACUUUAUAAAGCCUUUCUGUUGCUGUAAAAAUAUAAGUGACACAUGGAUGACUUUAAUAGCCAAAUUACUAGCUGUAGGAUACAUUUUCCUCAUAUUAUUAAUGGCUUUAGUGUCUUCCCAUUUCCGAGGUGUUUUUGAAGCCGCCAACAUUGUUCUCGGUAUGAUAGCUGUUCCAAUUCUAGGGACUUAUUUACUUGGAAUGUUCACAACGACAGCCAAUGAACCAGGCGCACUUACAGGUCUUUUAUCAGGAAUGGUAAUGUAUGCUUGGGCAGGUUGGGGCGCAAUUGUUACCAAACCGCCAAUCCACACUUUGCCUCAAAGCACCGCAGGCUGUCAUAUAAAGUCAAAUACAGAAUUUUUCAACAUCUCAUCUGAAGCGACUAGCAUCACAGAAAACUUUACAGAAAUAUCUCACUUCAUAAGCAAUGAAGAAAACGAUAUUUUCCCAAUUUACAAAUGGUCGUACAUGUGGCUUCCUCUAUUUUCUACAAUCGUAACAUUAAGCGUCGGCUACCUGGCUAGCUGUCUUUUAAAAAUCUUUAUUCAUGUGCCUGAAGUGAAACGAGAGGCUGUUAGUCCAUUCGUAAGAAAAUGGUUUUUCAAAUCCUCCAGUGAUAAGGAGGAAACGAAAGACAAAAAUAAUGAAAUUGAAAUGAAUAAGAAUGAUGUUUAUGAUAGUAAUGGCACAAACUAUUGAAGCUCGAAUUUCUAUGAAAAAUGAUUCUGAAUAAAUUGGAAACAGUCUUCUGUAAAUGGAGAGAUAUGUGUCUUUUUUUAGAUGAAAAGAAAACAACAACACACACACAAAUUAUUUCAAGGAAGGACCACAUGUGAAAGACUGUAUCUGAAAAUUUUACAUGGUUUUUUAUUUCGCUCUUUCAUUUUUUUGUGUGUACUGAACAUUUUAAAAAUGAAGCUGAACUGCAAAAACACUGUUUGUUCAACUUGAAAUUUCUCUCACUUAAUAUAAUUAAAAAAUUAAAAAGAAAUGAAAAUUUGAUUUUUAUGAAUUCCAUGUUCAUCGGAACUAAAUAACUAUAAGGUUUACUCUUUAUAAGAAAGAAAAAUAUCUAACAAAAUGUUUCAAAAAGCCUGCUUUUCUUUUCUUCAAUAUUCUACAAGUGUCAUGUUUUGAAAAUAUUAGAAAAUCGUUUGGAUUAAAGCUGAUUUUGUUUUUUUAUAUUUGUUUGAUAUAAACCAGAUCUGAUAUGCAAUUUAACCGAAGAAAAAUCGUUUGUACAAUUUCAAGUUUUUCUUUCUACCAUGCUCAAGAACAAAAAACCCUUGAAGAAAAUUUUUAAAAGAUCCGUUUUAUGCUAUCGGAACCGAAGAUAUGAAACGAAUUUAAUAAGAAUUUUUUAUUAUUUACUAAUGCCUUAAAAUUCAAUAAUUUAUACAAAUAAAUUUGGUCUUUAUAAAAUAUUUUUUUCAACUUCAUUGUAUGCUUCAUUAAAAGAAAAACAAAUGUGAAAGUAUAUACUUAUUUAAGUUUGAAAAAUAAAUUAAUUUACGUAUUUUAUUUUUUACAGGAUUCUUAUU
Messenger RNA from Argiope bruennichi, 2807 nucleotides. Its product is annotated as putative sodium-dependent multivitamin transporter. Lineage: Eukaryota; Metazoa; Arthropoda; Arachnida; Araneae; Araneidae. Gene Ontology annotation, molecular function: symporter activity. Gene Ontology annotation, cellular component: membrane. Gene Ontology annotation, biological process: sodium ion transport; transmembrane transport. The coding region runs from base 178 to 1965 and encodes 595 amino acids. The record is from RefSeq and is a predicted model, not a curated record. The transcript is spliced from 12 exons.